Messenger RNA from Nanorana parkeri, 3209 nucleotides. It is a transcript of the gene LEMD3, whose product is annotated as LEM domain containing 3. Gene Ontology annotation, molecular function: chromatin DNA binding. Gene Ontology annotation, cellular component: nuclear inner membrane. NCBI's taxonomy places the organism in Eukaryota, Metazoa, Chordata, Amphibia, Anura, Dicroglossidae. The record is from RefSeq and is a predicted model, not a curated record. Gene Ontology annotation, biological process: nuclear envelope organization; negative regulation of BMP signaling pathway. The transcript has 13 exons. The coding region runs from base 142 to 2409 and encodes 755 amino acids.
UACCCGCACUCCACCACUAGCCGCGCUCCAAGCGCCAGCCAGACUCCUGGGUGAGCGGCGGGUCUAGUUCACAGUCUAGUUCGCUGACGUCACUUCCGGGGCACAGUGGGCGCGUGCAGGGGGGGCCGGGAGCCCAGGCGAAUGGUCAAAAUGGCGACCGCUCAGUUAACGGACGAAGAGCUCGUCUCUGAGUUAAAACGCUCGGGUGUGAUGCCGGGACCGGUGACGGAUAACACUAGGCCGGUCUACCUGAAGAAACUAAAGAAGCUGCGCGAGGAGCAGAGGAGUCGAGCGGGGAAGACCCGGGCAACCAACAACAGCCUGGCGGCGGAGGGUCGCUUGGAGAGCGGAGGAGCCCGCCCGCUGGCUGGGGAGGUGACGCAUAGGCGAAGCAGCCGACAAUACCCGCAGACGGAGGCCGGGAAGUCUCCGGUGCUGCUGGGCUUCAGCUCCGAUGAGUCAGACGCAGACGUCGGCGGCCGCAGGGAGAGAGGCACCCCUCCCCAGACGGCGAGGAACCCGGCCCAGCGGGGCUGUGCGGACUCUGUAGACGGGCGGAAGGCGCCGGUCUGGUGGGGGACGCGCAGGCCGCACAGCCCACAACAACACCGUAGCGACUACGAGCAAGAGGAGGCAAGUAAGAGCCGGGCGGUGAACGGCAGCCGCAUUUCCUAUUGCAAGGACUAUUCGGAUUCCGAUGAAGAGGAGCCGGCUAAGGACGAGUCACAGUGCCGCCGGACUAGGCGGAGUGUGAACAGGCAGGCCCGGGACAACGGUAUGGAUCCUCCCGAGCAGGCCAGCAGAUCGGGCUGGGACAGGGAGUAUAGCCAGGCGUCUCCCAGACAUCGGGCGGCCGCCAGGAAGUCUACAGACACAGACACAGGGAAGAGCAACAAUCACCUGAACUACAGCCCGGAUGGCUCCCGCCUCUAUAUGGCGAGCAACAGCAUUCCCAGCCGGCUCCCUUACUCCAACCAUGCCGGAUCAAACCACACGUACUACCCGUACAGCAGCCACAAGAAAAAGCCCAACAAGCUGCCCGAGCCCGAGGAAGAGCUACUUCAACAGUUCCGGAGUGCAGAGGUGUCCCCAACGGGGGGCUUCAGUGCCCAUUACUUGUCCAGGUUCCUGCUGAUCGCGGCCUGCCUCUUUUUCUUCUUCCUGGGACUUACCUAUCUGAGGAUGAGGGGUACAGGCCUUGCUGGGGAGGAGAGCUUACGAAAUCCUGAUGACCUUCCUAGUAAUACUGAGAAAAAUCGGCUGAUUAAUACUCUUCAUAAACUUCAUGAUAAAUUGGCUAAGACAGCAGGAGAUUAUAUGUGUGGUGAUGUAGAGUAUGGUCGUAUUUCUAUCCAGGAGGCAGCUGAAUAUUUACAGGGGCUUGGUCAAGAAUAUGUCAGUCAGUUUAACAACUCCUUGAGAUGGAUUUUACAGUCUGGAAAAGAUGUUGGAAUAAAAUGUUCUGGGGACAUAGAAGAUGAUGUUGCUUUAACUAUCACCAGUGUAAAGUAUUUGGAAUCUACACGGCCACAGAUGUCCUUUUUCUGUCGCAUCCGACGCGCAUUUAUUACUGUAGCCUGUAGGCUGUCCCUUUUACCUCUAGGUAUUGCUACAGUUUGGGCUGUUCUUCGAUAUAUGAAAUAUCGUUGGGCAAAAGAGGAGGAGGAAAAUAAACAAAUGUAUGACCUGGUCAUAAAAAUUAUAGAUGUUUUGAAAAGUCAUGGUGAAGCUUGUCAAGAAAACAAAGGGCUUGAUCCAUACACACCAAUCCCACAUGUGAGAGACUCAUUGAUCCCAGCUUGUGACAGGAAAAAAAUGAACAGCGUUUGGAAACGGGCAGUUGAAUUUGUGGCUGCAAAUGAAUCUCGUAUACGGACUGAAACACAGAAAAUAGCAGGAACAAACUUCCUUGUGUGGAAAUGGAUUCAGCCUUCUUCAUGUGACAAAAUCUCAGCCAUACCUUCAAAAGUAUGGCAAGGACAAGCUUUCCAUCUGGAUAAAAGAAAUUCUCCUCCAAAUAGCCUGACCCCCUGUUUAAAGAUACGCAAUAUGUUCGAUCCAGUCAUUGAAAUUGGCGAUCAUUGGCAUUUAGCAAUUCAAGAAGCGAUUUUGGAAAAAUGCAAUGAUAAUGAAGGGAUAGUUCACAUUGCGGUGGAUAAAAAUUCCAGAGAGGGAUGUGUUUAUGUAAAAUGCUUAACCCCAGACUAUGCAGGAAAAGCUUUUAAGGCACUACAUGGAUCCUGGUUUGAUGGAAAGUUAGUGACUGUGAAAUACCUGCGACUAGACCGAUAUCACCAUCGAUUUCCACAGGCCAUCACAUGCAACACUCCUCUGAAGCCGUUAAACAAACACAUGAACUCUAUGUCGCAGUUAAAUCUUCGUGGUGGCACAUCAAAUUCUCAGUCGUGAGAAAUCUUUACGUCAUUGACUGUUGUUUGCAGCAGGGGUGGGGUCCUGACUUGCAUCUGUCUUCCUUUUUUUCUUUUUUUCCUCCCUCCCGGAUCUUCAGUAUAUCACACUUCCAGUGACAGUUCAAGUUGUAUGAGAAAUUGAGUAUGCAUCCAAAGGACAAUACAGGUGUAAAAAAACAAAGAAAUGUCAAGUGUUAUUACAGCGGCGUACAAUGUCUUUAUAGAUUUUUUUUUUUUUACCUUUUUGGACGUUCAUGCAUUGUGAACUAGAUGACUGUUUUCUUAAAAUGAAAAGCGGAUAAUUUAUUGAAUUCCUAUGGGAUCCUGCACACUAUUUUUGUCAUAUAUAAUUAUAUACCCUAAUAUUAUAAUUGUAAAUUUUGAGGGCGACUUCUGCUGCUGUAGAUAGUGAUUUUGUUACAGCUGAAGUGCAGGGGCUAUCUGGUUUUGUUUGAGGCAGGAAAUAUGGACAAUAUUUUCUGGUCGUUUUUUUUUUUUUUUAUUUAAAUGUAAGUAAUGAUGGUGGCGGCAAGUCUUGUGCAAAUGUCUGCUUCAAAGCAGUAAAUAAGCUUCCUAUUUUAUUCAUAUUGUUAUUUUAUAUAAUAAAUUGGCUGCACCAUCUCAUUAAGGUCAAACAGCCAAUUACCUUUAAAAGUAUUAGAUACAAAGUUUAAAUAUCUUUUAUAGGUUUUAUAUAAAAUGUCUGACUUGGUUUCUUGUGAGGUCUGAUACCAAUUGUAAAGAAUUCAAAUUAUUGUGAGCAAUAAAUAAGCAAUUGGCAGAUGCUGGACAGUGUAA